ACACACACAUACACACACACACACACACAAGGUUAAAGUCAGGAAGCACACAAGCCAGCCGACAUUCUGCCGUCACAUUGAUGUCAGUGAAGAGCCUCCGAGGAACAAAGUGCUGUUUUUUGGAGAUAAACAUGCCCCCCUUACCCCCCCUCACACUUCUAGAAGACAGGCGCAUUGUGUGUGUGUGUGUGUGUGUGUGUGUGUGUGUUGUGAUUUAAAAGGGUGGGGGUGUACGUGUGUGUGGACUGGAGCAGGUCGCAGAGACCAGACUGGAGGUUUGCUUUCAUAAGCUGCUUUUCAGACAAAAAGCCAUCCUAACAAGCCUCCUUCUAAAUGGUACCCCAACCCUGACUCCGCCCCCAGCACAUGUGUCACAUCUCUGCUAAAGUCAUCCUCACUUUUACGCUUCAUUAUACGGGCUUUUUUUUUCUCUUCUGCUGCUGUUUGAUCUCCACUCGGGUUCGUCCUCACUGCUGCUGAGAGUGUGAUGUUUAUUUCAUCACAAAGUGUUGCAGGGGGGGGGGGCUUUAAAUCAAGAGUGGGGAAGACCGAAAGCGAAGGCAGGCAAUAUGAGGGAAAUGAUGAUGAUGCAGGAAAAAGAUGCUGGAAGGAGGAAGAGCAUGGAGGAAGGACAUGUAGGGAACUGUAAACAUGGGAAGGAAAAAUGAUAGAAUAGGGGACAUGUGACUUGGGACAUGUUUUGGAAUUUUUCCUAUUCAAUAAAGAAAUUUCCAGAGAAAGGCUGCGAGUGGGCCCACCCCAAGAUGACGUCCCCCAGGAGCCGAGGCAAGAAGAAACCCCCCAAAGACAGCAUGACGCUGCUGCCGUGCUUUUAUUUUGUAGAGCUGCCCAUUGUGCUGUCCUCCCUGGUGUCUCUCUACUUCCUGGAGCUGACGGACAUCUUGCCCCCCGCCAUGGUGGGCUUCCGUUGCCAUGACCGCGACCUCUCCAUGCCCUACGUGGAGACGGGAGACGAACUCAUUCCUCUUCUGAUGCUGCUCAGCUUGGCCUUUGCUGGACCUGCAGCGUCUAUGAUGCUGGGUGAGGGGGUGAUGUACUGCAUGCAGUCCAAACUGAAGACGUGUCCUAAGACGGAGAGCAGCAUCAACGCUGGAGGCUGCAACUUUAACUCCUUCCUGCGCAGGACCGUGCGCUUCGUUGGUGUGCACGUGUUUGGUCUCCUAGCAACAGCCUUGGUGACCGAUGUCAUCCAGCUGGCCACCGGCUACCACGCCCCUUUCUUCCUCACCGUCUGCCAGCCCAACUACACGGCGCCCGGCGUGUCAUGUGACCACGGCGCUUACGUCACGCAGGACGUCUGCACGGGCAAAGACCUGUACGCCAUCUUGUCGGCCAGGAAAACUUUUCCAUCCCAGCAUGCAACGCUCUCUGGCUUUGCUGCGGUCUACAUUUCUAUGUACUUCAAUGCCAGCAUCAGUAACAGCACCAAGCUCCUCAAACCCUUGCUGGUGUUCACAUUCUGCAUGGCAGCCGGCCUGGCAGGUCUCACCCAGAUCACGCAGCAUCGCAGUCACCCCAUCGACGUCUACGUGGGUUACGUCAUCGGGGCGGGCAUCGGCGUCUACCUGGCCGUCUAUGCGGUGGCAAACUUCAAAGCGUCCGAAGAAGAUGCCUCGCCUCAUCCCAAAAUGCUGUCGGCGCAGCAGAAGGACACCCUGAGGGUGCUGAGUCAGCGCGGCCACGACUCCCUCUACAGGAAGACCCCCCGCGUGUCGGAGAGCAGGGAGGAGCUGGGCAUGGCCAUGGCCUCCGGGGCACGCAGCAAGGUGAGGCGGGAGAAAGCCUCGCUGACCUCCCUGAAGCGAGCCAGCGCCGACGUGGAGCUCCUGGCCACCCGCGGUCCCAUGGGCAAGGAAACCAUGGUGACUUUCAGCAACACUUUGCCCAGGGUGGCCAACGGCAGCAGCCCCAUCUCGCCCUCCGAGGAGCAGACCACCUCUCAGCGCCACAUGACCUUCCACGUGCCCUUCGACCCCCAAAGGUCCAGGCAGCUGGUUUCAGAGUGGAAGCAGCGCUCGCUGGAGCUGCGCAGUCAGAGCUCUCGGGACGAAGAUGAGGGUGAGAACGGAGCUGAGGGUAUGAACACCGGGGACAAGGAUGGCGGGGAAGUGGGUGACAAGGGGGUGCCGGCCUCUCUUUACCCUAAAGUCCAAGCCAACAAGGGCAUGUCCACACCUACUACGGCCAGGAUGGCGGUGGCCCCGCCGCUGGUUCACAUCCCCGAAGAGGCCACACGUCCGCCGCCCGUCUCCCCCAAGAGCGCCAAGACUCGCGCCAAGUGGCUGUUGCUCACAGAAGGGGGCGGGGCAAAGGAGCCAAGUGUGGGGCCCAUUGCUGUGUCGACCCCCCGGGUGCCCAAUACGCAGCCUGCUCAAGCUCCGAGUCAGCCAAGAGUCCCUCAGGUGAUGGCGAUGUCCAAGCAGCAGAGCCACGGCGGGGUCACCUCGGAGGGCGGCUCCUCCUCCGGUGGCGGCUCCAACUCGUCCGAGUCACCCUACUAUCGCAUCCCUUCCGACCGGGACAGCUGCAUAAGCAGCAACCCCGGCAGCAUCGCCGGCAGCGGCAGCAUCGUUACCAUCGACGCCCACGCCCCCCACCAUCCGGUGGUGCGCGUGACGGCCGCGAACGGGAAGCCAUGGGAGUGGAGGAACACCAUCAGUGGCAACUUGAUGGGCGGUGACACGUCGGUGGAUAAACACCGCGGCAUUCUGCAGCGGCCGGACAACGCCCCGCUUUACCGCGACUACCGGACACUUCCGGUUAAAAAGGAGUUUCUGGGUGUUGAUGCUGAGCUACCGCUACCGCCACCGCCCCUCCCCACCGCCUCCUCCCCUCUCCCUCCCCCGCCUCAGCUGUCCUCACCCCAUCUACCGCCGCCCCCUCCACAGUCGUCUCCCUCCCCGCUACCCCCACCUCCUCACCCUUCUCACAUGACCCUCCCGUCUCACCCGUCCUCUCAGCCUUUGCCUCCUCCCCCGCUCCCUUCCUCCGCCAUGCCACCCCCGCCCCUUCCCCACCCUUCGUUCUCAGCCGUGCUCCCGCCUCCCACUCACCCCGACCUGUUAAUGGAUAGCCACAUGCUGUCCCGCUCGUCCACGCUUCCCCGCCGUCCCUCCGUGUCGGCCCGCAGCCAUGCCGAGCAGGAGCAGUACUACAAGGCCCUACAGAACGAGCGCAUGCUAUAGUAGGCGGAUGGCGGGGGGGCAGGACUUGAACAACGCCAGGGUAGCUUGUACAGUACAAGGACUUUUUAUUUAGAAUGAUUUUUUUGAAUCCUGACUGGCAGCUUCGGUCAAGGUUGAGCACCAAGGGGACGCUCAGCUUUACCAAAGCGCCUGCUGUCACAAGAAGAGAAAGCAGAUCAAAGACAUGAAGGAAUAAUUCCCCUUUGGCUUCUACGAGCUUCUGCAAAGUGAAGAGCAAAGCAGCUGAGGAGGAGAUACGACUCAGACCUCGGAUUUGCUCAAUCUGUUUUCCUUUGAGAGGGCGAAGAAAGCCGAGGAAAACAAAACAACCUCAGGCUGCAUUGGCUUCGUAAAACUGCUGCCGACUCAGCUCGUGGCGUCUCAGAAGGAUCAUUAAACGGAUCAUGGCGUUAUCAGUCUGCAACCUUCUGUGCGAUAUUCAAACAAAGAAUUUGAAGCUUGAUCCGAGCAAACUUGCGCAGGGAGAGGAAGCAGCUGCGCAUCCCAAUCCAGGCGUCAAGGAAUGGCUCAAUGACCGCAAAACAAACCACUCGGCUAAAGUGUUCACUGAACAAAGCUGAUUGGCCUCUGCUCGCCUCUGGGAGUCCGCACCGAGAGGCUUGGAGGCGCUUCACCCUUUUGGUACGCGUUCAUCAACAAACUGCCAUUGCCCUGGUCGUUUCACGGGACAAUGGCAUCCCAACCCUGGUGGGCACCAAGACAAGUGGACAAUAGCCACUUGAAGGAGUGGUGAACUCUGCAGUCUGGUUCACUUGAGCACUGCUCGGACCAAAGACACAUAGACACAAGACUCAUAUGAGUCAGGAAAACACGUGGUUUUGAAAAUAAAGAUUGAAGUCUCGUUUAUAAAGGCCGAAAGGUUGUGGACGAUGUUUUCCACGCAAAGUGUGUGAUGUAUAAAACGUUAAACCACUCAUUGGGAUGAAUGGUUUUGGGUUUCUGGCUUACGAGACUUCCACGCACAGUUUUACAGAUGAUUGUCAAAAACCUGGAGCAGACAAGACUUUUCUUAGUAACUGAAUUGUGUAACGUAAUACGCGACAAAACGUGGUCCAACCAGCACGUGCAUUUUUUGUACUGGUCAACCUUUGGUCUAAUGAUAAAAUACCAAUGUGAGAGUUAGGCGAAUUGGACAAAAUGUGCGUACAUUGUUUUUUAGUACUGAUGUACGUACCUCAGCCUUCCCGGUAAGGUCUAUUCAGGUGUACUGGAGAGGAGGCUACGCCGGAUAGUCGAACCUCGGAUUCAGGAGGAACAGUGUGGUUUUCGUCCUGGUCGUGGA
Messenger RNA from Nerophis lumbriciformis (worm pipefish), 4509 nucleotides. It is a transcript of the gene plppr3a, whose product is annotated as phospholipid phosphatase related 3a. Gene Ontology annotation, cellular component: plasma membrane. The record is from RefSeq and is a predicted model, not a curated record. NCBI's taxonomy places the organism in Eukaryota, Metazoa, Chordata, Actinopteri, Syngnathiformes, Syngnathidae. Gene Ontology annotation, biological process: signal transduction; phospholipid metabolic process; phospholipid dephosphorylation. Gene Ontology annotation, molecular function: phosphatidate phosphatase activity.